CGCCCGCCAGCGGCCUCCGCGUCACCCGCGCCCGCGGUGGCCACAACAUGGCUGCGCCGCCGGGGCUGCUUCUCUGGCUGGUCCUGCUCGGGCCGCACUUGUGGGGCCCGGGCCAGCCGGACCCCAGCCCCGGCCGGCGCUUCUCGGACCUCAAAGUGUGCGCUGACGAAGAGUGCAGCAUGUUAAUGUACCAUGGCGAAGCUCUUGCAGACUUCACAGGCCCUGACUGUCGUUUUGUGAAUUUUAAAAGAGGCGACCAUGUGUAUAUUUACUACAAACUUGCAGGGGGAUCCCCUGAAGUUUGGGCUGGAAGUGUUGGACGAAUCUUUGGAUACUUUCCAAAAGAUCUGAUCAAGGUACUUCACAAGUACACAGAAGAAGAGCUAUACAUUCCAGCAGACGAGACAGAUUUUGUCUGUUUUGAAGGAGGAAGAGAUGAUUUUAAUAAUUAUAAUGUAGAAGAACUUAUAGGUUCUUUGGAAUUGGAGGACUCCGUAUUUGAGGAGUAUGAGAAACCUGAAGAAGUUUCUCAGGAUGGAGUGAAGUCUCCUGAAGGGACUCAGGAGACUGAAGUUGACCCUGAGCCUGAGCCUGAGCCAGCCAAAGUGGACCCAGGGGAACGAGAAGGUGUGUUCUCAGAGAGCACUGAGGAACUGCAGGGACAGUCCUUGGCUCAGGAGAGCCACCCUCACACCAACAGAGCAGCAGACAACGCUCAGGGAGGGCCGUCUUCACUGGACAACUUCGAAGAAAUGCUGCACGAUAAAUUACAAGUGCCAGAAAGUGAAAACAGAACCAGCAACAGUUCUCCUGUCUCAGUGGAGCAGGAGAUAGAUGCUUACAAAGUCCUGAAAACAGAAAUGACACUUGACUUGAAAACCAAGUUUGGUUCAACCGCUGAUGCUGUGGUGUCUGACGAUGAGGCAACCAGACUGGUCACUUCAUUAGAGGAUAAUUUCGAUGAAGAACCAGAUGCUGAGUAUUCCUCAGUGGAGGAUGAAGAAGAGGAGAAUGCAGACAGCUUUGAUGAGCUACCAUUACUAUCCUUUACUGAUGAAGAAGGUGAGAACAUCCCCAGGAAGCCUAGGAUGGAGAAAUUUUCAACAGAUGAGAAUCCGAACUUGAGUGAAGAUGAUAAAGUUGAACCUCCUCUGUCUCCUGGCACCCAAAAUGACAAUAAAGAUAUAUUGACAACCUGGGGGUCUACUUUCUUCUCUAUUAUCACAGGAGGUGAAGGAAAAACAGGUGUGGAUUUAGAGAGUUCUAACCCAGAGGAAGAGAAGAAGGAGGGUGUGUUGGUUUCAGCUAACCAUCAGAGGAAGCCACAGUCAACAUCUGGCUAUAUGGACCCUGAGGAUGAAGAGGAUGAUCCUUUUGUAGAAGACUCCAAAAGAAAUGGCGAAAAGGACUCGAAAAUAGAUCCAGAACUUGUCCUAACAGGAGAGAAGGUGAUCCCAGAAUCCAGGAGAGGCGAAUCAGAAACACCAAGUGCUUAUGAACCCCAGCGCAGCAAACUUAACCCUCUGCCAAAUGCUGGAAAGGCCAAGGAAUUCACAUUAAAAGCAGUCUUUGAAAGAAAAGAAAAUGGCCUAAAAGAACAAGUUAUCCACAUCUCAAAGGAGACACUCCACAAAGACAAGAGCAGAGACGACAUAGAGAGUGAAUCGGUACACAGAGCUCUGGGGAGUCCAGGGACAGAAAAUAACAGCAAACAGGAACUCUCGGGUGCUGUGCCACUCUUAGGAGACAAUCAGCCUGAUGCAUCCAAGGACAGGAUGGAAGUCCCGGGCGCUUCCGUCAGUGGGCCAGAAGUGGGCCAAUGGGAGGGAUUUCAGAAUCAACCUAGAUUCUCCUCUCCAGAGGAAACUGGUCUUCCAAGAGACCUGGAAACAAAAGUUCCUACUCUGGGAAGAAAUCUUUCUUGGCAGCAGCAAGAGAGAGAUGUACGUGUUACAGAGGGCAGGGAAGACCCUGCAGAUGUGGAACCACCUCACCCCCAGGCCAUACAAAGGACACAGGAGGCUGAUAGCCCGGAAGUGCCCAGUGUCCACACCCGAAGGCCAGAAGCAGAGGAGGAUGAUUUCCCUCUUGAGGAGCUACUGGAGGAUGAAAAUGCUGUGAGUGCACAGCAGUCUAAAGAAAACCACCCCAGGGUUCACGACAGGUCAGAUAUGAGUUCUCAAGUUUUUGAAAAAGUAAUUUUGGGGACCCUUAAUCUUGAUACUGAAGAGAACAAACAAGCAAUUAAUACGAUUCUGGAGACUGGAAAAGAGAGUGAAGCCGUGUUGGAAGAGGCAGACGGUGUGGGCGAGGAGUCAGGUAGUGUGGUGACGGACAAUGAAGGAAGUCGUCUGACAGAUGUGAGAGCUCAGGGGCCACCUGAAGUCGACAGCCUUCAUGAGAUGGCAGGUCACGCUUCAGACUUCGGGGAAGCCAUUCAGAGUAAAGAUCCUUAUGACCUACAAAAAGACAACCCCGAGGAACUAGUCAACACCUUGGGACUUGAGAUUCCUGGGGGGGGAGAAAUCUCAGAAUGGGAACUUGAUGAUCCGGAGAAGCUUGGAGGCUCAGAAAGCCAGGGGCAUGAUGCUGAACACCUUGGGGAUGACCCACCCCAGCAAGAUACACCUGAAAUUCCCGACAUAGUGCUCAAGAGCGUGAGGGAAGACCUGCCCAUCAUAAACAGCUUCUUCAGGGACCAUAAGUCCCUGUAUCGCUUCUUGAAGUACUUUGAUGUCUAUGAGCUGGAGGGCAUGCUACAAGACAUGGCCAUAAGGCUGAAAUCGGCACAUCGGGAAAGCCUGCCUUACAAUGCGGAAAAAGUCCUAGAUAAAGUUUUCCGCACCUCAGAGUCACGGAUCCUAAGUGUGGCAGAGAACAUGCUUGAUACUCGAGAGAACAAAAAUAGAGAUCUGGGGACACAAAAGAACAGCGUGUUAGAGGAAGCUGCGGUGUUGGAUGACGUACAAGACCUGAUCUAUUUUGUCAGGUACCAGUACUCUGGAGUAGAGACUGCCCCACUGGCCACACCUCCACCUCAGGAGGAGGUCGGGUCUGGGCCAGUAGAAGAGCUUCAGCCACCCAUGAAGGACAACUUACCACAAGAAAACACAGAAAAACUUAGUGUGCAGCUUCCGGAGCAGCCUGGUGUCUCAGAUCAAGCUGCGACCAGCGUGCAACUUACAGAGGAGCCUGGUGUCUCAGAUCAAGCUGCGACCAGCGUGCAACUUACAGAGGAGCCUGGUGUCUCAGAUCAAGCUGCGACCAGCGUGCAACUUACAGAGGAGCCUGGUGUCUCAGAUCAAGUUGCGACCAUCCUGCAACUUACAGAGGAGCCAGGUUUCUUGGAUCAACCUGUGACCGGUGUGCAGCUUUCAGAGGAGCUUGGUCUCUUGGAUCAACCCGUGACUGAGCCCAUGAGCACCUCAGAGGUGUCACAUGCGUCAAAUGGUGAGAAAGACAUAGGCCCAGCUUUCCCUGUAACCGAAGGCUCUCCUGUUGGGGCUGGUGAUGAUGCAGAAAAGCUCCUGGAGACGAGGGCAGAGGAGCCAGCAGAUGUCCCGCCUCUGGACAAUGCACUUGGUCCCCUGCAUUCCUUCAUUCUUUAUUUAAGUAAGAUGUUCAUUGCCACGUUGCCUGCUAAUGUUCAGCCUGGCCCUGACUUUUAUGGACUCCCGUGGCAGCCUGUGAUUGUUACUGCAGUCUUGGGAAUUGUUUCAUUUGCAAUCUUCUCCUGGAGAGCUAUUCUUGUUGUAAAGAGUAGAGUAUAUCAAGUUACUGAGAAGCAAAUUUAUGAGAAGUUGGAAAAUACCAAGAAGGAAAAUGCAGAACUUAUGCAAAAAUUGUCAAAUUAUGAACAAAAGAUCAAAGAGUCAAAGAAACAUGAUCAAGAAACCAAGAAACAAAACAUAAUUCUGUCUGAUGAAGCUAUCAAAUACAAGGAUAAAAUCAAGGUACUUGAAGAAAGUAAUAAAAUUCUGGGUGACAAGGCCAAAAGUCUUCAUCUUAUGUUAGAAUCUGAAAGAGAACAGAGCACCAAGGAUCAGGACUUGAUACUGGAAAACAAGAAGACUAUUGAGAAGUUGAAGGAUGUCAUUUCGACGACUACAGCAGAACUUUCAGAGGUUCAAAUCGCCCUUAAUGAAGCCAAGCUUAGUGAAAAGAAUGUAAAAUCUGAAUGCCAUCGGGUUCGAGAAGAAAAUGCCAGGCUUAAGAAAAAGAAAGAGCAGUUGCAGCAGCAGAUUGAAGACUGGAGUAAAUCGAAUGCUGAGCUCACUGAACAAAUCAAGACAUUCAAGAGGGCCCAGAAGGACUUAGAAGUCGCUCUUACUCAAAAAGAUGACAAUAUUAGCGCUUUGACUAAGUGCAUCACACAGGUGAACCAGGUAGAGAGUGAACUUAAAACUGAGGAUCAGAAUCCAGAAGGAAAUGAGUCAGAUGAGCUGGCCAAUGGAGAAGUGGGAGGUGAUGGAAGUGAGAAGAUAAAAAACAGAAUUAAGGAGAUGAUGGACGUUUCUCGGACACAAACUGCAGUCUCAAUAGUUGAAGAGGAUCUAAAGCUUUUGCAACUUAAGAUAAGCGCAUCAAUGUCCACUAAAUGUAACCUGGAAGACCAAAUCAAGAAAUUGGAAGGUGACCGCAACUCUCUGAAGACUGCUAAAGCUGAGCUGGAAGAUGCGUGCAAAACUCUGACGCAGAAACUGGAGAUCCUCAAUGAGCUCUACCAGCAGAAGGAGAUGGCUCUGCAGAAGAAACUGAGUCAAGAAGAGUAUGAGCGAGAAAACAAAGAGCAGCGGCUUUCCGCUGCAGAUGAGAAGGUGGUUUCGGCGGCAGAGAAAGUGAAAGCUUACAAGCGGAGAAUUGAAGAAAUGGAAGAAGAAUUGCAGAAAACAGAACGCUCAUUUAAAAGCCAGAUUGCUACUCAGGAGAAAAAAGCUCAUGACAACUGGCUCAAAGCUCGUGCUGCAGAGAGAACUUUGGCAGAGGAAAAGAGAGAAGCUGCUAACUUGAGGCACAAAUUACUGGAACUGGCCCAAAAGAUGGCAAUGAGUCAAGAUGAACCUGUGAUCAUAAAACCAACACCAGGAAGACCCAAUACACAAAAUCCUCCCCGGAGAGGUCUGAGCCAGAAUGGUUCUUUUGGUCCAUCCCCUGUGAGUGGUGGUGAAUGCUCCCCUCCCCUACCGGCAGAGCCACCUGGGAGACCUCUCUCUGCCACACUCAGUCGAAGAGACAUGCCUAGAAGUGAAUGUGGGUCAUUGGACAGGAAUGUACCUCGCCCUCGCUGGCCAUCAGAGGCAUCUGGACAACACUCUGCUUCUGACCCAGGUCCAGGACCCAUGAUGAACAGCAGUUCCAGGAGCUCUUCUCCAGCAAAGGCCAUUGAGGAGAGCAAGGUUAACAUGGCUCCCAGAGGGCCCCCCUCCAUUUCCAGGGGUGCCUCUCUUUGGUGCCCCUUUGAGAAGUCCGGUGCCACCACCCAUUCCAUAUGGACCACCUCCUCAGCUAACCGGGCCUUUUGGGCCUCGGCCAGUGCCUCCACCAUUUGUUCCAGGCAUGGGUGCACCACUAGGCAUAAGAGAGUAUCCACCAGGUGUUCUACCCGGGAAAUGGGACCUGCCUGUUGACCCUCGGCAGUUUUUACUAGGACACGCACCAUUUAGACCUCCAGGUUCACUUGGUCCAAGAGAAUUUUUAUUCCUGGUACCCGUUUACCACCUCCAACCCAUGGUCCUCAGGACUACCCGCUGCCACAACCUGCUGCAAGAGACUUACUGCCUUCCGGCCCAAGAGAGGAAGCCCCACCUGUCUCUCCAAGCAGUGUCCAAGACAGUUCACCGCCUUCAAAACCUAACCCCUAACUUUGUCCUCUAUCACUGAGUCAGAGUGGAAGAGAGAGCGGACAUUGCAUUGUUCAUUAAAGCAAAGAAUUCCAUCAGCUUCAUAACCUAAAUUCUUGCUUAAAAAACAUUUUAGUACUAAGCAGCCUUGGCAGUGUGCAUUUUUGAGCCAAACAAAAUUAUAUUCUUCCUUGUACAUAAAAAAACAAAAAACAAAACUCA
Mesocricetus auratus (golden hamster) is the source of this 6062-nucleotide messenger RNA. It is a transcript of the gene Mia3, whose product is annotated as MIA SH3 domain ER export factor 3. The record is from RefSeq and is a predicted model, not a curated record. The coding region runs from base 48 to 5627 and encodes 1859 amino acids. Gene Ontology annotation, biological process: protein secretion; endoplasmic reticulum to Golgi vesicle-mediated transport; vesicle cargo loading. The transcript has 28 exons. Gene Ontology annotation, cellular component: endoplasmic reticulum membrane; endoplasmic reticulum exit site. Lineage: Eukaryota; Metazoa; Chordata; Mammalia; Rodentia; Cricetidae. Gene Ontology annotation, molecular function: protein binding.